AAGCCAUGUGAAGAGUAUCAUGAUAAUAACUUUGAAAAGGAAAAGAAUUUCAACCGGUUUUUUAAAUUGGAACAAGCAUUGGAUGCUUCAGGAGAUGAAAAAAUCCCGAGAUCGGUGAAUAACGAAUCGAAUAGUAUCAGCAAAGAUCUAUCAGUGGGGGGCUCUUUAAAAGAUGAUCUAGAGGAAAUUUCUGAAGAUCGCCCAAAAGCUAAAUUCGAUACCCAAUUAUUGUUAAGUGACUCACCAAAGACAGAAUCAGCAGUAUUAGAAAACACUGUAUUUUCCCCUAACACUCAUAGACCUUCAUUGAGGGAUAUACCUGGGAUUGAAAAUAUAGAGAUAUCUUCACCUGAUCAGGAUGUUGAUAAGCCAUACGGUACUUUUCGCAUGGCAUUAAAAAUGAGAUCAAAUAAAAAUAUUCUAUAUGGGAAGUCUCCCAAACAUCAAGAUCCCCAUUUCAACAAUCUAGAUGAUGAAAUAGAUUCUCAUUUGUACUACCAUUCUCGAAGAAAUGUACUAUUUAAGUGCUUUCCAAGCAAAACUCUGGUGUACCAGGACAACAUGCGAGAAACUCAUAACGAAAAUACCGAUUUUGCACCCGACUUGGAAUCAGACAAGCAAAUACCUGACGAACAAAUACCCACCAUUCCAACAACCCCAAAUAGCUUAUCAGACAGUCUUACAGCAAUUAAGGGAAUAUUUCAACAAAAGUAUAAAUCUAGCUUCUCGCGAGAUAAAAAUAAACGGCGGAAUCUUAGUGUUCGGUUCGUUUCACCUAUUCUAUCGCCAAUAGAAAUGACGAAUAAUGAAGAGAACGAAGACGAUAACAAUAAUACUCAAGGCACAAAAUGA
Debaryomyces fabryi is the source of this 852-nucleotide messenger RNA. RefSeq lists its product as uncharacterized. The annotation marks the transcript as partial. The record is from RefSeq and is a predicted model, not a curated record. The transcript has a single exon. NCBI's taxonomy places the organism in Eukaryota, Fungi, Ascomycota, Pichiomycetes, Serinales, Debaryomycetaceae.